CCCUUCGUGCUGUCAUUUCCAGUUCAGGGCUUCUAACCGUGUGACGCGCACCGCAUAGCUAUGGAGAACCGCAUUGAGGGCGAUCGGGGCGACAUGUUCAACAAGCCCUUCAAGUCGUUCGCCACCGAUGCCAUCCACGUGGGUCAAGAGCCGGAGCUAUGGAACUCCAGGGCCGUGGUGCCGCCGAUAUCGCUCUCAACCACGUUUAAACAGAGCGAACCAGGAAAGCAUUUUGGCUACGAAUACAGCCGCAGUGGAAAUCCUACAAGAGAUUGUCUUGAGAAAGCCGUGGCAGCACUGGAUGGGGCAAAGCACUGCCUUGCCGUGGCUUCAGGGCUUGCUGCCACAGUGACCAUCACUCACAUGCUGAAGGCGGGAGAUGGAAUCAUCUGCAUGGAUGAUGUUUAUGGAGGUACCAACCGCUACUUCCAAAGAGUGGCUGCUGAAUUUGGGCUGCAGAUCACCUUAGUGGAUUGUACCAAACCAGAACUACUCCAAGGAGCUCUGAAGCCCAACACAAAAAUGGUGUGGAUUGAGACGCCAACCAACCCCACCAUGAAAGUUGUCGACAUCAGGGUUUGUUCCGACUUGGUCCACAAUCACAACAAAGAGAUUGUGGUUGUGGUAGACAACACCUUCAUGUCUGCCUACUUCCAGCGCCCUUUGGCUUUAGGGGCGGAUAUUUGCAUGUACUCAGCCACCAAAUAUAUGAAUGGUCACAGUGACGUGGUUAUGGGCCUGGUGUCAGUCACACGAGAAGAUCUGUAUGAGCGACUGAAGUUUCUGCAGAAUGCUCUAGGGGGCGUGCCAUCCCCUUUUGACUGCUACCUGGUCAACCGCGGGCUGAAGACAUUGCAUCUGCGCAUGGAAUGCCACUUCAAGAACGCCAUGGCCGCAGCCAAGUUUCUCGAGGGUGAUACAAGAGUGGAGCGUGUCAUCUACCCAGGUCUGCCUUCUCACCCACAGUAUGAUGUGGUGAAAAAACAAUGCACGGGAUGUCCGGGGAUGAUCUCCUUCUACAUUAAAGGAAAACUCCAAAAUGCCAACAGCUUCCUCAAGAGUCUUAAGGUGUUUGCCGUGGCCGAGAGUCUUGGUGGUUAUGAAAGUUUAGCAGAGCAUCCGGCAAUUAUGACUCAUGCUUCAGUGCCCGAGAAAGAAAGGAUCAUCUUGGGCAUUAGUGAUACUUUGAUCCGGCUCUCUGUGGGACUGGAGGACAAGGCGGACAUCAUUGAAGAUCUGAAUCAAGCACUUGCUGCUGCUUUUCCUAAUAAUCCACUGAAGAAUUAAAAGUGUCUGGAGGGCUUGCUCUUCGAGAACAGCAGCAACUGUUGAAUACCAACACGGAGUUAAGCGCACAAACAACAAAUGUCACUUGUUCUUCAAUAGAUACAAAUAUUUUCUUCCUCCAUCCUGAAUGUAUCACUAACCACACACGUGCUACGAUGCUGACUCCGCUACGAGUAAAACAAAUCUCCAUCUUUCCUGUCAAGCACCUGAUUAAAGACCGCAUGGCUUUCAAUGAAUCACAAUCAUCCCCAAAACAACUUUCUGCACAUUCAUUUUGAAAUGUGUGUGUGCAAGAAUGACAUGCUAUUCUUCAUUUGACUCAGUCAUGAAUGUUACAUGGGUUUUAUUCCAUUUAAUAAAAUAUUUGCUUAUUAUAUGAAUAAUUUCUCAUUAUGCAAAAUUGGACAUCCUUUGAGUAAUAAAUCAAUAUCAAAGAAAUAAUUCACAAUGUCAAGCGCCUAAACAUUCUUUGCACACAACUGUGAGGAGAAACAUUAGCUAUGCAGAUGUUGUCCUGGCUAGUCCACUUUUAUUACAAUUACCCGUAACUAUUGAAGCAGGUGGUGACAAUAACAUAUUGCCAUCAAGCUAUUAUUUUUAAUGUGGAAUUACAUAUUCUUGUUUUAAAGAAGUAGUCUGUCACUUACUACUGGAAAAUAUCCUGCAUCAAGAGGCUUAUGUUAUUUCCUUAUGCUUAAAAGGGAUAAUUGGCAGUAAGAGUCAUUGAAGGAGCAACAAUCUAUUUAAAUCAGUUUUCCGUAACGUAACAGUCUGCGUGUGACUCACUUUCUAUCAGACAUCUUCCGGGACAAACACAAGGAGACUGAAUAACUUAGCGAGGAAUUUAGGCAGAUGGUGUAUGUUAGUUUUCUCAGCAUAUUUUUGCUUCCUUUUACUUUCCAAAUACGUCAUUGUUAAGUUCUAUGAUGACUUUGCAUACUGUAUAAGAUGUGCCAAAGGAUGAGCAAUUAAUGAUUUAAAAAAAUAAGGAUUGUAAGUCGUUCUAGCUUCAGGUUUCUGAUGAUUUGUGAUUUGAGGCAAAUGUGAAAUGUUUAAAUGAUCAAACAAUUCUGCCAAUUUUUAGCCUAUGUAUGGAUGAUGGCGAGGAGAAAAUAAACAUGAAUAUGAUCAUGUUUCACGUUGACAUGGACUGUUCAUGUAAUAAAAUAAUUUAAGGAUA
This is a messenger RNA of Syngnathus typhle (broad-nosed pipefish), 2467 nucleotides long. Its product is annotated as cystathionine gamma-lyase-like. The transcript has 12 exons. Gene Ontology annotation, molecular function: cystathionine gamma-lyase activity; pyridoxal phosphate binding. Gene Ontology annotation, cellular component: cytoplasm. Lineage: Eukaryota; Metazoa; Chordata; Actinopteri; Syngnathiformes; Syngnathidae. Gene Ontology annotation, biological process: transsulfuration. The record is from RefSeq and is a predicted model, not a curated record. The coding region runs from base 61 to 1287 and encodes 408 amino acids.